AGGAUUAGUGGAUGUAAAAGGAUCCAUUGAAAUAUGAAUAAUCUUACAUACUUUAUCGGACUAGCACUUCUGGGACUGGUAGCAGCAGGAGGGGUUGGGUCAGCAGAAGAGCGGAAUCUAUGUGAAAUACUUGUGGACGAUGAAUGUUAUUGGACAGAAGUUCAUGAAAUUAGAGACGUGAAUUAUACAGUUGCUUCCACCAUAUGCAAAACCCAUCGUUCUGUCGUUGCUGCAAUACAUACGGAAGAGGCUUACAAUCAGACAAUGGCAAAUAUAAGAAGCAAAAUUCCGCCUAAUCGCAGUUGGACCGUAGUUUGGACCGGAAUGAAAAUCAAUUCAAUUUUCAACCACGUUCUAACUCCUGAUGUCUACAUGAGCUGGUUUCCCGGACUUCCAUGGGACCACAAGGGGGCGAUCACAAAGUUUACACAUAUCUAUUUAGAGGUGAAACGUAUGGAGAAUUCCAAAUAUCAAGGGAUGCUGUACAGAGAAGGAAGAACUGCUCUUCGAGGAGUCGUUUGCAGGAAAAAUUAGAUUUCAUUAUUUUUUUGUGGUCAUACUUUCACACAUACAUUGACACUAGAUCAAUCUAUUGUUUGAAUCUUUGAACGUUUAACAAGUUUGAAUGUAUAUAUAUAUAUAUAUAACUGAUAUGGGUUAUUGUUAGGGCUGGGCCUUUCGAAUCGAAUAUUCGAAUAGAAUAGUAAGUUAUUCGAAUCGGUUUUGAGCAAAAUUUCGAAUCGCCGCCAUCUUGUUUUUUUUCGCUUCCGCCAAUGGUCGAGGUAAAUUUCUCAAUUUUUUUUUAUGGAAGUCAUAUUUUUUCAACGGAAUUCUGACAUAUAUCUCUUUUUUGUAGUGAGUUAUUGAUGAAAACGUUUUUUAUUGGGUGUGAACGCUCAGCAAUCUGCCUGAGUAAAUUAUUUUAUGUUUUCAGUAAUUUAUGCGUCUUGAGGACCUAAUACAAUAAAAAGUUACAUACAAUUUUAUAUCUCCCCAAGUAUUCGAGAUUCGAUUCGAAAAAAUAUUCGAUUCGAUUCUGAGAUCUUCAGGUAUUCGAAAAUGCCCAGCCCUAGUUAUUGUAGUGCCUUAAUACCCUUAAAUUUCGUAAAUUCUACUCAAACCAGAUUUUGAACUGAAUAUUUACGAAUGAGCAACAUAAUAUCAUUCAUAGUAAUCAUAUUUGUGAUAGCAAUGCGGCGUCUCCAUCGAUGACUCAUGUAAUUUGUCUAUUGUGAAACAUUAGCUCUAAAAACUUAAUGGAGAUUGAGAAAUAUUGUGACAAGUGGUUUUGGAAACAAGUUAAAAAGUUAAAUACACAGUGAGUCAAUUGAGCAUUUCCUUACACCGUCUAUUACGUCUGUUUUAUAUAAGCCCUUCACACAGAAGUGAUUGCACUGAAUAUGUGGUCGCAACACAAGGUAAUAUUUGAACCAAAAAAAUAUGAUUAUUGUCAGCAGAAUUUCUCGAGGGGCUUCAACAAUUCUUAAAUAUACCCUUUGAACACCCGUUCAAAAAUAAUUAGCAACUGGGAAUUUUUUUCCGAUCCCAAUAAAUAUAUUUGGCUAUUUAUUACAUACAAAUAAAUCCAAAACCAUUUUAGUGUGCUAUAGAAUAUACAUUUUUAUAUUAAUCAAUAUUUCUUUGUUCAUAUUUCCUUACAGUACCAGAACAGUAGGCCUACACAGAACUUCUUCAUUCGUUUUUAAUGUUUGUAUUUUUUAUCAAUAGGAUUUUAUGUAUAUGAGUCUUUUUGUAUUUCUAAUAUGAUUGACUUAUACUUUACUGAACGUAACUUUACGUAUGUUUAAGAGAAUACAUUUCCAAUCCCCGUUUGUUCACCUCUCAUCGAAAGAUGUUCAAUCAUCGGUAUUAUUGAAAUUUUUUUAUCCAAUGACAUGGGUGAAAUUUGAAUUGUGGCGUUUACACUCGGGCAAUAUUUUACCAUACGAGCCGUCUGAGAGCGACUGCCAAUUCAGGCGUAUCUGGACUACACUAAAUAUAUCCAUGUUUCGUAUCUUCUUCUUUUUUUGACCUAAAAUAUUUCUGCGAAGUUAUAUUUGGGAUGAUUCACCUGGAAUGUAUUCUCCUAAACGUACGUGAAGUCACGUGGUGGUUAUGACGAUUUGCAAUUGUUCUUGUAGUCACACUCGUAAAAGAAGUGUAAAAUGUAUCUGCAGCGUACAUUUUAGCAACAUCAGUGUAAUUUCAUUUAUCAUUCAUAUGAAGAGUGCUGAUUAGCGUUUGUGUUACAACUUAUUUCACAUUUUUGCGUCAAGGAAGUUGGUUGCUUCCACGUCAAUUUUACCCUUUUUUGCAGUGCGUCGUAAACAUAGUUUGGUUUUCCCAGAAAGAUGGAAGAAUUAUAUAAUCAGAUUUACACAUUCAGGUUUGUUUGAAAUGAAACAGUUAUUGCCAUAUUUCUAUUUGCAUGAUCCAUUUAACCCCUAAGAAAUGAACACGAAUCCCGCUCAUUUUAUAGCAGUGUUUCGUAUAUAUUUACUGUAUAUAUAUGUAUAUUUUUUUCAGAACAUGUAAAAGAUAUUAUAUCCAGAUACAAGCCAAUAAUUUGCUAGAUAAUAUACAGUUAUCCAUGAAAAAUAAAAAUAAAAUGCA
Molecule: messenger RNA, 2613 nt
Organism: Styela clava
Lineage: Eukaryota; Metazoa; Chordata; Ascidiacea; Stolidobranchia; Styelidae
Source: RefSeq, a predicted model, not a curated record